Molecule: messenger RNA, 759 nt
Organism: Dentiscutata erythropus
Lineage: Eukaryota; Fungi; Glomeromycota; Glomeromycetes; Diversisporales; Gigasporaceae
Source: the annotation of a GenBank genome assembly
AUGGUUAGUAAACGAAGUGUUACAACACAAUUUAAUAUAACACCAAACAAUUACUAUCCGCUUUUAGAAGUUGAUAUUAAAAAUUGGGUUAAAUCUUUACGUUCACAACAAAAAAUCAUGUCUAGACAAAUGAUUAGAACAAAAGCUAAACAACUUGCAAGUCAGCCACGUUUUGUUUCACUUUAUCCAACAAUCAACGAAUGCAAGUGGGGCGAAAAGUGGGUAGAGGGCUUUAUGUGUUGUAAUAAAUUUAGCAAUCAGCGGCGUACUACUGUAGCACAAAAAUUGCCAGAGGAUUUAGAACCUCUAAGGGAUGAAUUUUUAAGUAAUGUACUAUAUCAUCAAGAAGUUAAGAAAUUAACACCUACUGGUUGUAUUCAGCGUCCUGCCUAUAAUGUAUGGGUAAAUGACCCAGAAGCUCAAAAUAAAAGAAGUAAUUUUGUGUAUGCUAAUGUGGAUAAUUUUGAUGAUAAUGAAAGUAUUGUUGAUUUAACUCAAAACGAUGAUGCAAAUAUGAAUAAUGAUGAUGGUGGUGACAAUUUAUAUGAAGGCGAAGAUAGCAGAAACAGGAACAGUUCAAAUGAAGCUGAGAAUGAAGAUGAUUGGAAUAAAAAUAAGGAAAAUGGUUGGAAUGAUAAUGUUGAAAAUGGUUGGAAUGAAAAUGAUGAGAAUGAAGGUCGAAAUUAUGAUUGGAAUGAAGAUAGAAGUGAAUAUCCAAAUGAAGAUUGGAAUGAAGAUAGAAGCGAAUAUCCCAAAUGA